AUGCAGUCUCGCGCAUUGCCGCGGCUUACAAGCUACUCCAGAAGAGCAUUGGUAUUGCCCAUAUCGGAUAAUGACCGAUCCGUGCAACUUUGUAAACUCGUUCGUUCGAUUUGCUCUUCCAAUUAUCCCGGAAGCGCAAGACCCAGAAGGGAAGGAUGUAUCCGGAACCCGAAAGUGGUACAAGAACGACCGGAAUGGCUGAUCGGGAAGCUGUGCAGAGAUGGUAGAAUCGGAGAAGCACGCAAACUGUUCGACGGAUUGCCUGAGAGAGACGUGAUCACAUGGACGGAUUUGAUCACUGGGUAUACCAAGUUACGGAACAUGAGAGAAGCUAGAGAGCUUUUCGACAGGGCCGAUUCUAAGAAAAAUGUGGUGACUUGGACCGCCAUGGUUCGUGGGUACUUGGAAGCUAAGCAGUUUCUUGCAGCAGAGACGCUUUUCCUUGAAAUGCCAGAGAGAAAUCUAGUUUCUUGGAACACCAUGAUUAACGGGUAUGCUCAGAGCGGGAGGAUCGAUAAGGCCCUGAAACUGUUCGACGAAAUGCCUGAGAGAAACGUGGUUUCUUGGAACACGGUGAUCACGGCGCUGGUGCAGCGUGGGAGGAUGGAAGAGGCGACGGAGCUGUUCGAGAGAAUGCCUAAAAGAGAUGUCAUUUCAGAGACCUGUAUGGUCCAUGGAUUGGCGAAGAACGGUAAGGUCGAUGAGGCGAGACGAGUUUUCGACUGUAUGGUUGAAAGAAACACUGUUUCGUGGAAUGCGAUGAUCACAGGCUACGCACAUAACAAUAGGAUUGACGAAGCUGACGAGUUGUUUCAAGUGAUGCCGGAGAGAGACUUUGCUUCAUGGAAUACUAUGAUCACUGGGUUUAUGCGGAAUGGGGAGACAAACAGGGCGUGUGGUUUGUUUGAUCGGAUGCCUGAGAAGAAUGUUAUAUCAUGGACCACGAUGAUUACAGGGUACGUUGAGAAUAAAGAAAACGAAGAUGCGUUGAAAGUUUUCUCAAAUAUGUUAAGGGAUGGGUGUGUUAAGCCUAAUGUAGGGACUUACUUGAGCAUUUUAAGCGCAUGUAGUGACUUGGCUGGGCUUGUGGAAGGGAAGCAGAUUCACGGGUUGAUAUCUAAGUCGGUCCACCAGAAGAACGAGUCUGUGACUUCAGCUCUUGUCAACAUGUACUCAAAAUCCGGUGAACUGGUUGCUGCCAAGAAGGUUUUCGAUUAUGGGGAGGUGAGCCAGAGGGAUGUGAUAUCAUGGAACAGUAUGAUCGCGGUUUAUGCACACCACGGUCGUGGGAAAGAAGCAAUUGAAAUGUACGAGCAGAUGCGGAGACACGGGUUUAAACCAAGUGAGGCCACGUAUGUUAACUUGCUAUCUGCUUGCAGCCAUGCGGGGUUGGUAGAGAAAGGAAUUGAGCUUUUUGAGGAGCUUGAGAGAGACGAGUCACUUACUGUUGGAGAAGAUCACUAUACGUGUUAUGUUGAUCUUUGUGGUCGGGCUGGUCGUUUGGAAGACGGGUUAAAGUUCAUCAACCGCGACGAGGCUAGGCCGUCGAGAUCGGUUUAUGGAGCGCUCUUAUCGGCUUGUAAUGUUCACGGUGAAGUGGGUAUUGCGAAGGAGGUGGUGAAGAAGGUUCUGGAGACAGGGUCGGAUGAUGCUGGGACUUAUGUGAUGAUGUCUAAUAUAUAUGCGGCGAGUGGGAAGAGGAAGGAAGCUGCCGAGAUGAGAAUGAAGAUGAAGGAGAGAGGGUUGAAGAAACAGCCUGGGGUCAGUUGGAUUGCGAUCGGGAACCAGUCGCAUGCGUUUGUGGUUGGAGAUUUGUCUCAUCCUUGCUUUGAUGUUCUUGAUUCAGUAAUAUCCGAUCUUAGCAAUAAAAUGAGGAAGGAAAGAAACAUGACUUCAGAAGCGGAAGAAGAUUAUGAGUUGUUGGCUAUUUGA
Messenger RNA from Microthlaspi erraticum, 1932 nucleotides. The record is from the annotation of a GenBank genome assembly. Lineage: Eukaryota; Viridiplantae; Streptophyta; Magnoliopsida; Brassicales; Brassicaceae.